AUGGCGAAAUCUCUGAGCCAGGUGCUUAUGCGAGAUAUAAUGGCAUCCAAGCCAGUCAAGUUUGUUAUCGGUCCUAGUCGCAAGGAAUUCUUCGCACCUGCAAAUGCGUUCACUGAAAUCUCUCCGGCUUUACGGAUCUUAAUAACCGGGUCAAAGAGUGAUUCAAUUGUGGAUGCUGUGGUCUUGAACGACAUCAACGAGGAAGACUUUUUAAACCUGUGCGAAUAUGCUUAUUCCAGCGACUACAAAGAACCUGAAGCCAACGACCCUCCCCCCAAGGUACCUUUCAGGCCGAAAGGCGAUGCUGCCAAGGCAUAUGGGAAUGAUCUUAACCAGCAGUCACUUUUCCUCUUCAAUGAUUGCCGGGAACGAAGAAAGGUCAUCCAAGAAUGGCACAAUAAGUACGGUAAACCCCCCAGGAAAAAUAUUCGCGAAGCCAAUUACAGUUAUGGGUUCCAACGUUACAAAGACUGGACUGAGACUUUGCUACGCCAUGUUAAGAUGUAUAUCAUUGCCAACAAGUACGACGUGGGUGAUUUGCGAUCAUUGGCCCGUUUCUACCUCCUUUGGCGCCUUUAUGGAUUUGUGGAUACCUGGGACUCUAUUCCUGCACUUGGGAAGCUCGUCAGAUAUGUUUAUGAGAACACCCAAGAGCAUGACGAACUGAGAGGACUCAUCUCGUCGUAUGUUGCCCUUAAAAGCGAGUCCCUCUUUUUGCAUCCGCAUAUGCAAAGUGUGCGUGACGACUACCCCAAAUUCUGCUCUGACGUUUUGAAGUCGACUACGGAACGCCUUGUCCGGGAGCUGCAAGUUGUAAACGAGGGGCUUACGCAACUGAAACGGAAGAACGAAGAACUGGAAGAGAAGAACGGAAGCAAACGCUCCAAAAUUGUACGAGAAGAAAUAGGUCUUGUCGAGGACGACAGUGAAUCUUCAACACAGAAAAAAUAA
This is a messenger RNA of Annulohypoxylon maeteangense, 951 nucleotides long. RefSeq lists its product as uncharacterized. Bases 1 to 951 code for a protein of 316 amino acids. Gene Ontology annotation, molecular function: protein binding. The transcript has 2 exons. NCBI's taxonomy places the organism in Eukaryota, Fungi, Ascomycota, Sordariomycetes, Xylariales, Hypoxylaceae. The record is from RefSeq and is a predicted model, not a curated record.